AUGUAGAUACUUUUAACACCAUAUCGUAUUUGUGCGAUGUAUCAUUGUUACUUAAAGCUGCUUCAGCAAAAAGUAUCGCAUUACAUAUCGUGGAAUAUCUUAUUCCUUUGGGGAUUUGGAUUAUGGAUAGCUCUGUGCACAAGUAACGUAUAUCAUUCAAUCAUUGCAAAGCAGCAAGAUUCAGAUUUCGAAGUUUUGCAUGAUAUUUCGACAGAAGCGAAGACUAUAGAAGAAAUGUUGGACGUUACGAGAACAAAUCACACUUUCUGUAACGUGAUAAUAAUGUUAAAAACUGUGCUGCAGUAUAUUUAUGGCUUUGUGUCUGUGUCUUUUGUAAUGUUUUUCGCACGUUCGUACGGAUCCUUCAGGAAAGUGAUAAAAAUAUGCAAUAACACGAUAUGCAACUUUUAUUUCACAACUUUCGCAAAACGUAAGAAAAGUAUUUAUAAUAAAAGUGAUUCGAACAGAAAGGACUCUGCCAUGUUGGAGUAUAAAUUAAUACCAAACUCUACGACUAGUACAAAAUACGUACAAACAGAAUUGAGUUGCAAUGAUGAAGAUAAAUGGGAUUUGAUGAUGAACAGAAAUAAAAAUACAUUGGACAUGAAUGUUAUUCAAAGUGAAAUUAUUUUUACUAGUCGUACGUUGUUACUUUUCAAUAACUGUGAACUUUAUCGAUAUUUCAAUAAUCAUCGAUUAAAAAAUCAUUUGUUGACGAAAUACUUCGCACGUCAAGAUCCCGUGCACGUAGAAAAUAAUUUGGAAAUUUCGAACGAGUAUGAAAGGAAUGAUAGAAUUUUACCAAAAAAAGUCAUAAAAAGAGGUAUUAUUAGCUCCUCUCCGGAAUUUAAAAAAUUUCUGGCAAAUCUUACAAAAUCUGAACUUUUUUAUCCAUGCAUGUUAGAAGUGUCGGCAAGUUAUAUGAUUCGUAUAAAAUCAACUUGCAAAUCAUCACGAUCAAACGACUAAUAAAUAAUCGUUUUGAAUAAAAUAUUCUUAUUUGUACGAAUGCUUUUAUUUCGAACUUUUAUAAUACGAAUAUACCAUAAAAGAGGCAGAAAUCUUUAUGCUAAUAAUUUUAUAUUUUUUAAACUGUUUACUAUUCUAACAUGAUGUACAAUUGAUAUUUAUAAAAAAUUUAUCCAUGAAAAUAAUUUUCAUGGAAAGUGUUAUGAACACACAUAGUAGUUUGGGAAUUGCUUCUCUCUUUUUUUUUUUUCGUUAUAUAAAAUAUCUUUUAAAAAGUUUAACAGUUCCGAACGUAAAUUCAAAUUAAAU
Frieseomelitta varia is the source of this 1278-nucleotide messenger RNA. RefSeq lists its product as uncharacterized. NCBI's taxonomy places the organism in Eukaryota, Metazoa, Arthropoda, Insecta, Hymenoptera, Apidae. The coding region runs from base 37 to 969 and encodes 310 amino acids. The record is from RefSeq and is a predicted model, not a curated record. The transcript has 3 exons.